AGUAUUAUAUUUUUUAGCCGCGGCGCCUCAGAAGAGGUCCGAGAAGGGGAUGGGCUGGAUCGUCGUGACCUCCGCGGGCAGCGCGAUCGUGAAGCCGCCCUUGGGCUGCGCCGGUUGCCGCUUGAGCGCCGCGCGCGCGCCGCCCGCGCGCGCCGCCUUCUUGAGCUCCUCGUUCCGCGCCACGCGGGCCUUGAGGUCGUCGCGGCACUUCGAGGGGAUCACGUGCUCCACGCGCACGUUGAGGUGCUUGUUGAUGAUGCGGCCGUUGACCUGCUUGGCCACGCGGACGCCGACCGCGCGCUUGGUGACGUUGUAGACCUGGCCCGUGCGGCCGUGGUAGUGCUUGAAGGGCAUGCCCUUGACCUGGGCCGGGUUGCACUUGAUGUCGACGUAGUCGCCCAGCUUGUACUGGGUCAUGUACGUCGACAUCUUGAUCAUGCCCCGCUGGCGGAAGGGCCGCGAGAACAUGUCGCGCGUGCGCGCGCGGCUGCCGAACGAGUGCGGCAUGGUGUCCUCUCGCCGCUACGGGUCGCCCUCCGGUGGCUACGGACCUGCGCGCCGGCGGCGGGUCGCGAUCUCCGUACGCUUGGCGCGACGGCGGCGUCGUCUCUCCCCUUGGUCGCCGACCUCCACGCCAGCGACGCCGCGAGGUCUGCUUUCGCUCGACGUGGCGUGACGGCGUGGCCGCGCGUCCGUCUCUCCGUCCACGGGCGCGUCUCGCAGCAGUCCGUGUGUGUGCUGGCGUGCCGGCGUCCCGCUGGUGCCACUCGUUCGCUCCGCGCAGGGCCGUGGCGUCCCGCGCGGCGGCAAAGCGAGAGCUGCAAGCGAGGCCGCCUUGUGCUCGCCGUACAUGGUCGCCGCGUGCCGCUCUUUUGCAUUCUCCGCCAACCACACCUUCAGCUCUCUACUCGCCACAGCUUGUCAAUUCCAGACACCGCUAAGGACCUCUGUACGCUAUGCCCGCUGCACCAGCGAUGGUCCGCUGGGGCGAGCGUCGGGUUUUUCUUUGCCGGAAGAAAUCGCACGAAGGGUGGAAUGAUUGCUCCCUCGAGCACGAGAAAGAUCCCUAUUGAAAAUUUACUGAGUUAA
Pelagomonas calceolata is the source of this 1089-nucleotide messenger RNA. The record is from the annotation of a GenBank genome assembly. Lineage: Eukaryota; Pelagophyceae; Pelagomonadales; Pelagomonadaceae.